This is a messenger RNA of Patiria miniata (bat star), 2075 nucleotides long. Its product is annotated as charged multivesicular body protein 7-like. NCBI's taxonomy places the organism in Eukaryota, Metazoa, Echinodermata, Asteroidea, Valvatida, Asterinidae. The transcript has 9 exons. The coding region runs from base 182 to 1516 and encodes 444 amino acids. Gene Ontology annotation, cellular component: cytoplasmic side of plasma membrane; multivesicular body; ESCRT III complex. Gene Ontology annotation, biological process: vesicle budding from membrane; late endosome to vacuole transport via multivesicular body sorting pathway. The record is from RefSeq and is a predicted model, not a curated record.
AUAGCUGUUGACCAGACAAUUCACAUCUGAUCAAUGUUUACAAAAUUCUCCACAGUUCGAGUAAAAAUGUAGUUAAAAACAACAGAUUUGGGACAGUUUCUACACCACUAUCAUUAAAGAUAUUUCACAGGAAUCGUUCUAAGUUCUUGACGCAUUGAAGUGCAUCAAAUCAGUGGCGACCAUGGCGGAGGAAUCGAAGAAAUCAGACCGUUUUCCGCCGAGUUGGGGCGACGACGAACGGAUGAGUUAUCUCUUUUCGGACUUUCGUCAGAACCGAAUGGUGAACCCCAACGACUGGGACAACAAACUGAAAUUCUGGUCGCAACUGGUCGGCGACUGCUGCAGAAGGGACAAAUCCGUCGUGAUGGACUGUGAAAGAAUGGUGGAGGGCUUCCGGAGGAAAGGACGGCUUCCCAUGGGGAUUAACAGGGUGCUUCGAGAAAUGGCAAAUAACGCCCAGAUAGUCAACACAGCCGACUUCAUCAGCAGUGUCAACAGCACGUGGGUUUCGUGGGGUGUCAAUAACUUCUUGAGACGACCUUUGACCUGGGCCAUAGGCUCCUUGUUCAAGAGCAGCGAGCAGCCACUGACAGGGAACUACAUUUUCAUGGAUGUCUUGAAGGAAAUUGCAGAAUCCAUAGUGGACCUCCAUCAGCAAUGCAGCAACAUUGACAACGCAGACAAUCUUGUGGAAUAUACCACUCUGAGAGAGGUGUGCCAGGACGUAUGUGGGGAUGAGACGUCCCUCGAUCUGGCGCUUCUCUACCUGCAGAAAAUGAAGAGGGUCCACGUGGAAGCAAUAGCAGAUGGGUCAAAGGUUGUGAAAUUUGUCAGCAAAAAUCAACGCACUGUUACCCCACUUACAGAGACAGAGCUUGGCAUAGUAGGUUUACGGAGGACUAUAAACAACUUGAAGAAGCAGAUUGAGCAGCAUGAGAAGGACAUGAAUAAUCUCCGCAAUGAGGCAGCACUGACGGUUCGAAAGGGUCUCAAAUCCUCGGCCAAGAACAUCUUGAGGAGGAAAAAGAUUCUUGAGAGGAGGUUGGCCAAGAAAGAGACAACGUUGGACACGUUACAACAGCUGCUUGACCAAAUAAAAGGAGCCGAAACAAGUACAAUGACCUUGGAAGCAUACCGAGCUGGAGCCAGUGCUUUGAAGCAGACGUUGAAAGCCAAUGGCUUAACACCGGAGGCAGUGGACGACACACUUUCAGAUGUCCAAGAGGUGAUGGAGUUGUGUGCUGAGAUAGAAGACACUAUGUCCCAAGGGAAUAAAGCCAUCGAUGAUUCGGUGUCCUUCUCGGCCGGGUUCGACACAGAGACUCUAGAAGCCGAGCUUGCCGAUCUCCUGGAUGAAUCAACAUCUCAGGACAUCGGGGAGACUGUGAAACCAACAACUGACAAGUCAUCAAUGAACCAGGAAGAUUUCCUAGCCGGAUUGCCCGAAGUCCCUGAAACUGAACCACAGAAUUCAGACAAGGCUGCCAAAACUACUGAGCCUUUGCUAAUGAGUUAGCAGCUGUGGUUCCACCAUCCAAAGAAACAAAACAGUGGAAUUGUGUCUGGAUUCCCGAGGAGACUGACUUAAAACAGUUCACUCCAGCCAUCCAGGAGCCUGACCAUUUACACAGAACAACAUGUCUGGAUUCCAAAGGAGACUGACUGAAUCCACCCUACCAAGCCGUCCAGGAACCUGACCAUUUACAAAAGGUGUCUGGACUCCUGAGGAGAUUGAAUGACUUCAGUACACGUAAGUCUUCCAGGAAUCUGACUAAAAUGUUGAGAUGCCCUUCAGGAAGAAAGAUUCCUUAGUGCAACAUUUUCGGCAUGAGAUGAACUUUACAUUGGUUUCUUUGGAUGUAAGUGAAAAUGUCAUAAUUACUUUGAGGUAAAUGGUAAUUAAAAUAUUACUUUAAAGGGUGCAACCAAGUAAGUAGGCCAAAAAUCCGUCCACCGAGCUCAUGAAUAAAAGUGAUACAUUCAAAUUAUUCUAUAUUAGAGAGUUCUGAGAGCCACAGAAUUGGGGGAUUGAGGUCAUAUGGCACUGCACCUCUGGCCUGGACUUGGGGCUUCCA